AAAGAAAAGAACAGGAGAAGAGAGGAGAACAUGAAGGCAGCACGACGGUGAACGAAACGAAGACGAAAAGGAAAAACUGACUGAACUCACUAAAAGGUCUGAAGGUUUUUUAAACAACCGGGCUUGAAAACCUAUCUAGUUUUUCACCAGAAAUAACCAAAACAAUGGGAGUACUACUGGCUUCACUGCUGCUCCUGGGAGCCAGUCUGCCAUGUUUCUCUGUUUACAACAGUGGCGAAUGCUUCUUCAACACUAAAGCAAGUUGUGAACACAUGGGUCAAGUGUAUGGGAUUGGGGAGAGCUGGAUAACCAGUGACUGCUACCAGUGUGUCUGCAUGGAGCCUUUUGGAGUAGGAUGCUGUGACCUUGCAACUAAGCCCAUUGACUACCCAGAAUGGUGUGAGAUCAUUCGUAAACCGGAUUCUUGCACCAGUGUUGCUGUGAUGAGAGUGAAUCACAAAUUACCCUGCCUGUGGGGACAGGGUCGUCUGAGAACAGCUGGCCAGCCUUGGAAAUCCGACAAUGAUCCUUUAUUCUAAGUUCUGCUAAUGAGACAAAAUAAAAAAUGUGAUGCAUGCUUGGAUAUGUCAAAAAAGAAAGGAAUCAUGUAGAAAUUUGAUUUUCAUAUUUAAUAUUGUGAGCAAUAUUUUGUUGUGCAUCUGUUGAUUACAGUAGAAGAGUUUUUUUUAUUAGUUUGUUUAAAAUAGUAUUUAAAAUUAAAGUCAUUAAUAAAACUAAAUGCUAAUA
Messenger RNA from Cyprinodon variegatus (sheepshead minnow), 747 nucleotides. It is a transcript of the gene msmp2, whose product is annotated as prostate-associated microseminoprotein-like. Lineage: Eukaryota; Metazoa; Chordata; Actinopteri; Cyprinodontiformes; Cyprinodontidae. Bases 165 to 539 code for a protein of 124 amino acids. The record is from RefSeq and is a predicted model, not a curated record. The transcript has 4 exons.